Molecule: messenger RNA, 1143 nt
Organism: Dentiscutata heterogama
Lineage: Eukaryota; Fungi; Glomeromycota; Glomeromycetes; Diversisporales; Gigasporaceae
Source: the annotation of a GenBank genome assembly
AUGCAAGUUUCAGUUAAGGGAGGCAAUGGCGGUGAUGGUUGUGUAGCAUUUUUGCGUGAAAAAUUUAAGUCACGAGGUCCACCCUCAGGUGGCAAUGGAGGUAGAGGUGGUCACAUAAUAUUUGUCGCAUCGGCAAAUCACUCAUCGUUACAUUCAGUUAAAAGGCAGCUCGUUGGUGGUAGAGGCGAAAAUGGAAAAGGAAAUAUGAGAAAUGGAUCAGCUGGUAAAGAUAUAACAAUACCAAUACCUUUAGGAACGGUUAUUAAAGAAAUUGAGCCACCAUCAUUGAAGAGAAAAACAAUAAUAAAUGAGGAUGAAAUUAAUGAAAUUAAUGAAGAAACAUUGAUUGAGAAACGGCGUAAAGCUACAUGGGUCCAUUACCCAAAAUACGAUGAAAAAAAUCCGCGCAGUACAUUUUUUCUCGAAGCCGAGAGAAUGGUUGAAGAAGAAUAUCAGUUACGUCAAUUGCAAAAAAAAAAAGAUACAGAAAAUAAACUCACGUUAGAUUUAUCUGUGCCAAACGUACAAUAUAUCGUCGCGCAUGGAGGUUCGGGUGGAAGGGGAAACCCCUAUUUCCAAACAAAUGCAAAUCGAUCACCGAAAUUUGCGACAAGAGGUUUAGAGGGACAACAUAGAUUCCUUGAACUUGAAAUUAAAACAAUAGCAGAUGCAGGUCUUGUAGGUCUUCCAAAUGCAGGAAAAUCUACAUUUCUAACAGCCAUUUCUAAUGCGCAUCCCAAGAUUGCCCCAUAUCCUUUUACGACUCUUAAUCCAUUUAUUGGUACAGUGGAUUAUGCGGAUAGGUAUCAAUUAACAGUUGCAGACAUACCUGGUAUAAUUCAUGGUGCUCACAAAAACAUUGGACUCGGACAUUCGUUUCUUCGACACAUUGAAAGAUCCAGAAUUUUAGUAUAUGUUAUUGAUUUAUCGGGAAUCACUCCGUGGGAAGAUUGGAAAGUAUUGCGAGAUGAACUCGAAUUAUAUAAAAAAAGAUUGACAGAAAAGCCAUCGUUGGUAGUAGCUAAUAAAGCUGAUAUUACUGAGAGAGCUAAACGAAAUUUACCCAUUAUAUUAAGCAAAGCAAAGGAAUUCGAAGUAGAAAACGGACAAAUGCUUGAGAUUGUUCCGAUAUCGGCAAACUAA